This is a messenger RNA of Anopheles coluzzii, 879 nucleotides long. Its product is annotated as protein hunchback. The record is from RefSeq and is a predicted model, not a curated record. Bases 292 to 804 code for a protein of 170 amino acids. The transcript is spliced from 3 exons. Lineage: Eukaryota; Metazoa; Arthropoda; Insecta; Diptera; Culicidae.
UUUUUCUUCCAUUGUCAGAACAAAUUGCUCAGGAAUAUCAUAUGUUUAGGUGAGAGCGAAAUCAUACGCAUUUUGCGUGUGCACAAAAAGGGUCCACUUGCAGAGGAUAGUUAUUAUUGUCUUGUUUGUUGCUUCAAAGAUUCCCCGUGACGAUAGCCGUUUCAGUGGCCACUUUUUCUCGAUAUAGAAGAAGCAAAGAAACUAGUUAGAAAGGUGGUGCAACGUAGAUGAGACGGCAGCAGCAGCAUCAUCGUCAUCAUCAUCAUCCCUUCCGAGUGAGCAUAAAUCAAGAUGGCAGGGCCCAUCGACACUAGGAAACGUUCUCGCGAGGAAGAACAGAAUGAAUUUAUGCCCCUUUCGAAACGCAUCAACAAUCUGCAUCUUAACAACAACCAGAACAGUAUUGCGGCAGGUGUCGUACUGCCGGAGCAGAUCGGCGGCGCUGGUGGGCCCCACGAUCAUCAGCUGCUUGGGGCGGUCGGUUCGUGUGGAAUGAACAUGCACAACAAUCACCACCAUCAUCAUCAUCAUCACCACCACCUGCAUCCGCAACACCUGAUGGGAGUAAUGGCCGGUGCCAGCUCGAGCAGUAGCAAUAGUAGUAACAGCAAUGGCAGCAGCAACGGAUCGUUUCCAAUUCCGGCCAACAGUGGAAGCAACAGUCCCGCGUCGACCAUUUCAAUUAACGGCGAAAUCCUGGGCGAUUACUGUCCCGUGCUGAGCGCGGAGGAAAAUCCACACUACUUCACUAAAAAUAAGAUCCUGUACGAGCUGUACGUCGAGCGGAUGAGCCGACUGCAGUGAAUUCCCACCAAAAGAAGAACCAUCGUAGGGGUGUUUAAUUCUUAAUGCGUUAACUACAGAUUUUCAUACCUUUUU